AGGCUCAUCUUGAAUUUUCCGUCAAAGUAAGACCUCUUGGCUCUUGGUAGACCGUAGGUACCUAUCGUUUAAUUUUGCGGGUGUUGCAGCGAUUCACUGUGAAGAAGUUGUGUCGUACCCUCGAUUUAAUUAACUACUGUUAUUAGAACAGUUCAGCAUUUUUCAAUGAAAUUAUAAAUCAUGUUGAAAUCACGCACGGUAUGUUACAAAUUGGGUAUCAGUACCCACAGCGGCUGGAUUCCUUUUGUACAAUGCUCUUUAUCUCGUGCUGCGUCUACAAAUGUUCAGGAAGCUCGAGAAAUAGUUGAAACGACUAGAGAAAAUACACUUUCCGACAAAGAAGUGGAAAGAAUUUGCAAUAAAUCUCGUUUAAAUGACGCUCAUAGAAAUCUGGUUAAUGGUCGUGUACCAUAUGAUACACCCGUACAAAGAUUUCACAAUACCGUAAAAUAUAAAAGACGAAUGUAUGGUAGGUAUGGAAGUACCAGUGGCGUUGACCCCGGAUUAGCGUGGCCAACGGCUGAAGACCUAGAAGAUAUACGUGAGUACGAAAAUGUAGCACACCCAUCGACUAUUCAAGAUAUGUAUCGUCAUGCGUUAGAGAGGGUGAAGAAAGAACAACAAGAAAUUCAAACACGCCAAAAACAAAUUGACGAGAAUUUCAAAAAAUUAAAUGGAUGGCUAAAAGAAGUAAAAGACAAAGCUGCUAAGAAACUACAAGAAGCACAAGAGGCUAAAAAUAAGAAAGCUAGACUUAUUGAAGAGGUGAGAAAACAUUUUGGUUAUAAACUGGAUCCAAAAGACGAAAGGUUCAAAGAAAUGCUAGCAAAGAGAGAAAAAGAGGAGAAAAAGAAAAUAAGAGAUGAAAAGAAGAAGAUUCGCGAAGAGAAAAUGUUGAAUUAUAUAAAAAGUUCUGAAAGUAGUAGCGAAAAUAAAAAAUAAUUUGUAUUGUGUGUAAAUUUAAAAAUUUAUUCGUAAUUAAAUCAAAUAGAAAAGCAUAUA
Molecule: messenger RNA, 1002 nt
Organism: Adelges cooleyi (spruce gall adelgid)
Lineage: Eukaryota; Metazoa; Arthropoda; Insecta; Hemiptera; Adelgidae
Gene: CRIF
Product: growth arrest and DNA damage-inducible proteins-interacting protein 1
Exons: 1
Coding region: 181-942 (253 amino acids)
Cellular component (GO): nucleus
Source: RefSeq, a predicted model, not a curated record